Molecule: messenger RNA, 1683 nt
Organism: Ochotona curzoniae (black-lipped pika)
Lineage: Eukaryota; Metazoa; Chordata; Mammalia; Lagomorpha; Ochotonidae
Gene: AMN1
Product: antagonist of mitotic exit network 1 homolog
Exons: 8
Coding region: 549-1250 (233 amino acids)
Biological process (GO): SCF-dependent proteasomal ubiquitin-dependent protein catabolic process
Cellular component (GO): SCF ubiquitin ligase complex
Molecular function (GO): protein binding
Source: RefSeq, a predicted model, not a curated record
AGAGGCUCCCGGGACCGCGGCGAUGGUCGACUCGACGUCCGACUCGCUGCUAGUCAGUCGGCUCUCGGAACUGAUUUCCAUCCCAGAAGAAAUGAGCCAAAGCCAGAGACCACCAGACAGCCCGGGUGUCACUCAAACAGGAACGUACUCAACGUGCGUCAUCCCAACUUCAAAAUUGUGUCUCGAAAUUUUCUCCCUACUGGCAUAGCAGGCCACAAGACAAAAGUUCUAAAGCUCUCCACCAAGAAACUGACUCUUUGAGACAGAAUGAGUACAAGUCUAAGAGUUCUCUCAAAAACAAUCAAUGCUUUGGUGGCAAGCAGAGAGGCACAGCUAAACCACAGUCCAUCUGGUUUACCAAGGGAAACAGGAAAAGAGACAACUGAGAAGAACACACUCACCCUUAGAACACAGCUCAAACCCCAGCAGAGGCGCCCAGGCAGAAUGGGAUAUGAUUGUGGAGCAGUUGGUACCCAUGUCUUGUUGGAAAUACUGGAGUGAGCAGUUUGCAAAGCCUUAGGUGUUUCGCAGAGAAUAUUUCCAGCUAUAUGACAGACGUUAAGCCUUUGCCUCCCAACAUAAAAGACAGACUGAUUCACAUGAUGAGCCUGCGAGGGAAGAUAACAGAUUCAAAUAUAAGUGAGAUGUUACAUCCAGAAGUUCAAAGUCUAGAUCUACGAAGCUGUGAUGUUUCUGAUACCACUCUCCUGCACCUGUGUAGCUGCCAAAAACUGAAGACGUUAAAAUUACGGAACUCAAAAGGAAACCGUGUCUCCAUCACAUCAGUAGGAGUGAAAGCUGUGGCUUCGGCCUGCCCAUCCUUGCAUGUGGUUUCUAUGCAAAGAUGCCACGGGCUCACUGACGAAGGAGUAGUGGCCCUUGCCCUCAACUGCCGGGAGCUGAGGUUCGUCGACCUGAGUGGCUGCCUGUGCAUUACUGAUGUCUCCUUACACGCACUAGGAAACAACUGCCCAUUUUUACAGUUCGUUGACUUCUCAGCCACCCAGGUAUCUGACAGAGGUGUGGUUGCGCUUGUUAGUGGACCUUGUGCCAACAAAUUAGAGGAGAUUAACAUGGGACAUUGUGUGAAUGUGACAGAUGAGGCCGUGGAAGCUGUCGUCCUGUCCUGCUCUCGGAUACGGAUCCUGCUCUUCCAGGAGUGCCCCCAGUUAACAGAACGCUCACAGGACGCCGUGGAGCUGUCACUACGCCUAAGCAAACUGAAGCAGGUGGCAUGGACCGCAUACUGAGGGUUCUGGAGACCGUCAGUGCUCCGGAGGCUGACCAACACUACUCACCCAGAAAACUCUGUACAGAGCUUGUUUCCACCUAAUUUAACACCACUCUUACUGUGCUGUCUCCUUUCAGCUAGAACUCAGAAACUCAGCUGAAUGGAAGCAUGCGCAGGUUUGCGUUUUGAAGUUAACCAGCCCGUUAAACACUUAAUACUGCUGUUACUCUUUAUCCAUUUGAUGAGUCAUUGUUUUUCAAAUGUAAUUCCACCAUGAACUCAUUAUCUGUUGGGGGAGGGGGCAGGGCAUACAUUUUGUUUCUUACAUAUCAAGAUCAUAAAUUAUUUGUUUUCCCUUGAGAUUUCCUUCUCCUAUGCAGGUGUUGAAAUUUAUUGACAUUGCAUAAACUAUAGGAAAAUUCCAAGUAAAGCAUGUGUUAACGCAUACCUUC